AUGAAGACCCUCCUGGGUUCUCAAGCCCCCCUUUGCGGGUCUUUCGUGCUCCAACAAGCCCCGUCCCCCGGCCGCACCAAAUACGAAGCGGCGGCGGGCCCCCGCUGCUCCGCAGCAGCUCCUCGGGCGCGCUGCUCUUGCUUAUGGGGCCUGCAUGACCCCCUUCUUCGCCCGCUUCUGCGGAGCCCCCGAGCAUCCUCCUCUGCCAUAGCACCCCUCUCGGGAACGGCCGACGACGACACCAUAGGCGGAGACGGGGUUGGGAAGCCCGGGGACAAGCCGCCAGGCGCCGACAGCGACUUCGACAGCGACGAAACGGGCGGUGUAGGUACAGCAACGGGUAGGGCGGCGGUGUCGACCGAUGUGGCCACGGAGACGCGGCGCCUCAUGUCGGUACCGACGAUCGACAUCAAGCUCGAGCUGCAGAUGCGGGGCGUGGAGCACCGGGAUGCGUUCGAGAAGGCGGACCUCGCCAGGCGCCUCGCCGAGGCCCGCGUUUCUUGUUGCGGCAACAACCCUUCCCCUUCCCAUGAUGACGAUGAUGCCAGUACUGCUACUACCAAAGCGGCAGGACGCAACUUAGGCGGUGCCGCCGCGCACGGGCCGAGAGAGAGCGCGCAUCGAAGCAACAAGGCAUCAACGACGACGGGAAACGAACCACAAGCAGCGGCGGCAACGGCGGUACCCACAGAAGGCAGGGGGGCUGCAUCGGAUGGUUGUAGUAGUAGCGCGUACGCCCGCGACGUGGCGAGGGGGACGCGCAUGGGGAAGGCCGCCCUGGCGCGGGAGCUGAACGGGAUGGGGAUCGCGCACUCGCGUCUGUCAGACGUGUCCGUCCUGGCUCGCCAGUACGCCGCCAGGCGGCAGGAGGCGCGGGAGGACGCGCGUCGAUUUCCACCCAGCUCUGCACUGGACGGCAGCAUCUCGUCCGCGGAGGAGGACGGCGAGGGCGGUGGUGAAGGGCGGCAAGAGGACAAGAAGGGCUCGGGUCGGCGGCGCGGGGGCGGGGAGAAGGAGGACGGGGAUGAUGUCAGCGACGACGGCGGGUCCGAGACGGGCUGGUCGACUCGCGCCAACGCUGGGAGCGCCGCCACUGCCGGCGGCGGCGGCGGUGGCGGCGGCGGCGACAUGGAGCGGAGCAGGAAGGCAGCCCUCCACGCCAGGGCCGACCGCCUGAGCUCCCGCGAGCUCAUGAAGGCCCUGGACGCGCUGGGCGCACAGUACAGGAUCCCGGCGCCGCGGGCGGAGCUCCAGCAGGCGUUCGUGUCCGCGGUGUUGGCGGCGGAGGAGGACGAGCGCAGCCAGGCCGACGCUACGGCGGCGGCGUCGGGGUCAAGAGGGGAGAAUAUAGUCCCGGUCAGCCCGUACGAUGCGCCGCUCGAGGAAGGCGACGGGGGGCUCCGCGGUACGCAGGGGUUCGGCACGUACCACUCCGCUCUCCGGUGGGCGCGGCAGCUGAACUUCGACGACGUGCUGGACGAGCUGAAGUACAGGGGGGUGGAGCACAGCCCUAGGGCCGACUACAGCUACUUGACUCGGCUGCUGGCGGACGAGGUGCUGGCCGACGAGGAGCUUAUGGGAGGGGAAGGUGGACCCGAAGGAGCAGACGCGUACACGGCGGAGUUAGAGGCGGCCAUGUCCAUGAGCGCCCAGGAGAUGAUCCGUGACCUUCGCGCUGGCGGAGAGAUUGCCGACGUUACCCUUAGCAAGGAAGCGCUCGCCGAGAGGCUGGCCGAGAUGAAGCUGCGUCUCCGCGGGGAGCCGCUACCCCACAGCGGAAGCAGCGCCGCCUACUACUACCGCGAAAGCCCACCACCGCCGCAAGGCCGGGCACGCGGCGGCGGCGGCGGCGGCGGCGGCGGCAGCACGGAGGGUAGAGAACCGGCGGACCCGCUCGGCCGCCGUGACGGCGAUGGAGACGUGCUACUGGAGCUGGAGGAGGCGGCCAAGUCGGUCGGGGGCGCGGCCCUCCUGGUUGCCAGAGAAGCGGCGGCCUUCGUCUCCGAAACCGCGGCCGGCUUCUUCCCCCCACCCCCCGCCGACGACAACAACGGAGGUCGGAGCGCUUCGCCGUCGGCAGCGGGGAGAAGGGGGCAGGGAGCGGGGGGCGGCGGCGGCGGCGGCGGCGGGGGCGCGCAAGAGACGGAACGGUCGCGGCAGGUGCGAGCCGCAAGGGAGCGGGCCGGCGGAGUGCGGAGGGCCGCGACGGGGUAUGCCCAGAGCUCGGUCAACCGGGCCGGGUUCGCGGUCCUGCAGAGUCUGGCGAACGGCCUGCUGAGGGGCGCGGAGGCGGCGGCCGACUGGGCGGGGGACGGAGCGCUCGCCCGCGAGUACGUGCUGCUGUUCAUCGCGGCCUUCUGCCUGGUGUUCAAGAGGGGGGUGGGGGCGGCGGUUGCGCUGUUGGUGGUGAUUAGGUUCGGCCGCAUCGCCGCCCAGAAGCUGGUCUUGGAGGGGUGGAAGAUGGAGCGGGCGAAGAGAAGGCGCGCUACAGAAGGCGGCGGCGGCGGCGGCAGAAGUAGUACCGCUGCUGCGGUGGGUGGGGGCGGUGCGACCGCAUCGAGGCGAUUUACGUCAGGGUACACCGCUGCUCCCGCUGGCCGCCACCGCCGCCGCCGGCCUCGACCCCAGACGGAGACGGAGACGGAGACGAGGCGCCCUCGACCAAAGGACGCCAGAGAGAAGAAGGGGAAAGGACCGGGUUCGGCGCGUUCGAGAAGGACCAAGAAGCCCGCGAGAAAACCCCUGUGGGAAGAAUCGGACGACGACGACAGAGGCUGUGUGGUGAUGUGAUGUGGCGUGACGUCAUGCGACUACGCACACAAAUGCGCACACAGACGUUGGUUCUCUGAGUCGUUAGUUUGGAUGUGUUUGGGCUGUUUUGACCGGCGGGAUAUCGCGUCGGCCGGCGCCGGGCGAGGUGUUGCGUUGACCUGAGUGGGCGCACCUCGCGCCGUUAGGACCCAUGGAAGCGGACUCGGGUUGUUGUGAUUGGCAUCGAUUCGGGCUAUCAAUCGCUGCGCCAUGCAUGUACAGGAGAGGAUACAUACUUUGGAGUUGUGUGUCAGCGUGUGUGGCUUUGUUCGUUUACGCAUGUAGCAACAGCAGAUUCCUUUGCGAAUGGAUUUCGGCUUCGAGUUGGUGACGAGAAUUUGAAGUGUAAGAGGCACCCCCGUCGUCGUCUCUCUUGCACGCAACGAUCCGGGAAAAUCUGUCCCAAGUUCGUGCGUGACAUUUUCGCGAAAGAGGAAAUCGACCGUUGCUGCGGGAGAGAGGGCCCCGGCUUGUUGCGAUACUGCAGU
Molecule: messenger RNA, 3299 nt
Organism: Ectocarpus sp. CCAP 1310/34
Lineage: Eukaryota; Phaeophyceae; Ectocarpales; Ectocarpaceae
Source: the annotation of a GenBank genome assembly